UCAGCCUGACGGCAGCAGCCAAUCACGUCGCCUCUUUCUUUUAAAGCGUCAUCGCUCCUUCUUGUAAACACGUGUGCAGCAGCGGAGAAGCUAACGCGGCUAAAUCCUUCAUUUAUCUUUAUUUUCCAGAUCGUCCUUUUUAAAAUGGCAAAAAGUCUCCGGAGCAAAUGGAAGAGGAAGAUGCGUGCAGAGAAGAGGAAGAAAAACGCUCCCAAGGAGUUGGCCCGUCUGAAACAAGCUCUGAAUCUGGAUAAGAAAGGCGAAGCCGUCAUGACCGACGUGCAGGAGAUCGCCACUGUGGUGCCGGCGGACAAGAUCAAGAAGCAGACAGAUGUGAAUAUGGCAGAGACGGAGGGCGACGAUGGGAAGAUGGACAUGGACAGCAAGCGCAACAAGUCAACUCUGCUGGAUGAAAACGGUCAGUACCCCGCGUGGAUGAAUCAGCGGCAGGCCAAGAAACUGAAAGGCAAACGGAUGGCAAAGAAAAGCGGCCAGGGCAAGAAGAAGAAGAAGGGCAUCUCCUGGUGAACCAGAGGAGCGACGUUUGCUUUCACCUUAAAGACUUUUGCUGCAGAAACACGGGAUCGUUUCACACCUUCUUUUAUACACGAUAACUGUGGAAGCUCUGCUAAAGAAUCUCAUUCUGAUCAGUGGAUUAUGAGAGUCAUGGUUCAGCCACCAAGCCUCGUAUUGUGAAGUAAUUCACUGCAGGAAAAUGUUUGUUCUUAUGGAACAGCAGCUUCAAAACAAGUUUAAAGACGAUAAGACUUAGAAAAUAAGUUUGUCUUUAGCUUGCAGGUCAUUGUCAUAUUCUCUACUACAAUUUAAAUCUUCAUACUCAAAUAAAAAAGUACUGUUUACUGUAAGUUUCUGUCUUAUAUGGUUCAAAUCAUUAUUACUGGGGCACUUGGUUGUCUUGUCUCAUGAGAACAUUUGUUGCACGUCAUUCCACAUUUUCCUCCGCUUGUUUAAUGUAUCUUUAAAUUCAUUGGUGUGUUUUUUUCCGAUAUCGCUGCGUAUACGAUGACGUUGAAGAUGUUUGCAAAAUCAUAAAUAAAUGAACUGUGUUUUAAAUAACUCUCACUUGAUUAAAGAACAUUUCGAGGAGAGCAGAAUAUGACCACGAUAAGACAGUUCCAGUGACGGAUGAAACUGUAAUAAUGUGAGUUGACGCUGAUGUGAAAUGGAUAAUAAUAAAAAGUUAACUUACCAAAACACAAA
Molecule: messenger RNA, 1221 nt
Organism: Larimichthys crocea (large yellow croaker)
Lineage: Eukaryota; Metazoa; Chordata; Actinopteri; Sciaenidae
Gene: llph
Product: LLP homolog, long-term synaptic facilitation factor
Exons: 3
Coding region: 145-528 (127 amino acids)
Biological process (GO): dendrite extension
Cellular component (GO): nucleolus
Molecular function (GO): RNA binding
Source: RefSeq, a predicted model, not a curated record